This is a messenger RNA of Carcharodon carcharias (great white shark), 11258 nucleotides long. RefSeq names its product plexin-A2-like. Gene Ontology annotation, cellular component: semaphorin receptor complex. Gene Ontology annotation, biological process: negative regulation of cell adhesion; regulation of GTPase activity; positive regulation of axonogenesis. The transcript is spliced from 34 exons. Bases 471 to 6137 code for a protein of 1888 amino acids. Gene Ontology annotation, molecular function: semaphorin receptor activity; protein binding. The record is from RefSeq and is a predicted model, not a curated record. Lineage: Eukaryota; Metazoa; Chordata; Chondrichthyes; Lamniformes; Lamnidae.
AGCAGAGAGAGAGAGAAGGACGGAGCUCCUGUUAAGAACAACAUUUAAAAGAAGAAGCAGAGCGGAGUCAGUUCAGAACUGGAAGCCGGGAACACAUUCACGUAGGAGUGCAGCAAACCAGAAGCGGAGCAUUAGGAUUGCCAGCAAGACAAGAAGAAAUUUAAAGAGAAAAACACACACACACAAGACACAGACAUUUCAUCACCCGAACUCCCUCUCUGUCCUGAAGUCUCACUGUUUUAACCUGCUGAUGGAUCUCUCUGUUUGAUGGAAUCAGAUGAAGUGUUAAACUGGAUCUCUGGCUUUUCUGCUUUCAGGAGUGGCUGAUGAAAAAGGACGCCAGGGAAAAUCAAUCAUUAUGAUGGAAAGAUAAAAAUCAUUCACGUGACCUGCUGAAGUUGAAAAGCAUUGUUCCCUAGUCAUGUAAACGUCUAAAUUUUGGUAUAGAUUGGAAUCAAGUACUUCCUGCAAUGAAGCCGAGGAAAGAGUGUCCCAAAAUGUCGAACUGUGUGGUUCUUCUCGCCAUCCUCAUCAUUGUCCUUACACGGUCUUCAUGGAGCAGCAAGGAAUACAUCAACUUUCCAAUCCAAAAUCGGGAAUGGACACUCAACCACUUGGCCGUUCAUAGCAUAACGGGGAAUGUUUAUGUUGGAGCUGUCAAUUGGAUUUACAAACUAUCAAGCAAUUUAACAUUGUUAUUGAAGCAUAAAACUGGUCCAGAAGAGGACAACAAAUCCUGUUAUCCUCCGCUGAUUGUUCAGCCUUGUAAUGAGCCCCUAACAAUGACUAACAAUGUAAACAAAUUGCUUCUUAUUGAUUACUCUGAGAACAGGUUGUUGGCCUGUGGGAGUCUCUUUCAGGGAGUCUGCAAGCUCCUGCGAUUGGAUGACCUAUUUAUACUGGUAGAACCUUCACAUAAGAAGGAACACUACUUAUCUAGUGUUAAUGAAACAGGGACAAUGUAUGGUGUAAUUGUCUCAUCGGAGGGAUCGGACAGCAAGCUCUUUAUUGGAACUGCAGUGGAUGGCAAACAAGACUAUUUUCCAACUAUUUCCAGCCGGAAAUUGCCACAGGAUCCUGAAUCUUCUGCUAUGUUUGAUUAUGUGUUGCACAGUGACUUUGUUGCUUCCUUGAUUAAAAUUCCUUCAGACACCCUGGCAAUGGUGUCUCACUUUGACAUAUUUUACAUAUAUGGUUUUAGCAAUGGAAAUUUUGUAUAUUUCUUAACUGUGCAGCCAGAAACUGAAGGAGUUACUGGGUCAACAAAUGAUCAGUUCUACACCUCCAGAAUUGUGCGAUUAUGCAAGGAAGAUCCCAAAUUUCAUUCCUAUGUUUCACUCCCUGUUGGUUGUGUAAAAAAUGGAAUUGAAUAUCGUCUUUUGCAAGCUGCAUACUUGUCUAAACCUGGCAGUGUUUUGGCAAAAUCUUUAAACAUUUCUACAGAUGAUGAUGUUUUGUUCACCAUAUUCUCCAAAGGUCAGAAGCAGUAUAAGCAUCCACCAGAUGAGUCGGCACUAUGUGUGUUUGUUGUGAAAUAUAUAAAUCAGCAGAUAAAGGACAGACUGCAGUCAUGUUACCGUGGUGAAGGGAAUCUGGAACUGAAUUGGUUACUAGGAAAGGAUGUCCGCUGUACACAUGCGCCAGUCCCAAUUGACGACGACUUUUGUGGUUUGGAUAUAAACCAACCCCUUGGGGGAUCUGUGCUUGUGGAAGGCAUUACAGUUUUCACAGAGGAUAGGGACCGAAUGACAUCUGUGGCAUCCUAUGUCUACAAUGAUCACUCUGUGGUUUUCGUAGGAACUAAGAGUGGGAGACUUAAAAAGAUUCGUGUGGAUGGUCCACCUGAUGGUGGUGGUCACUAUGAGACAGUCCAUGUCAUGGUGGAUGGAAGAAUGAUUCUCAGGGACAUGGGCUUCUCUACAGAUCAGCAGUACCUAUAUGUCAUGUCGGAGCGGCAACUCUCAAGGGUGCCAGUCGAAUCAUGUGAACAGUACGAGACAUGCAGCAAGUGUCUAAGUUCUGGAGACCCUCACUGCGGUUGGUGUGUGCUUCACAACAUGUGCUCAAGGAGAGACAAGUGUGAGCGAGCUGUAGAACCCCAUCGAUUUGCUGCUAGUAUCGAACAGUGCGUAAAACUCAGCAUCCAGCCAAACAGUAUCUCUGUGUCCGAGCACAGUGUACCGCUUAUUCUGAAAGUUAGUGAUGUUCCAGACCUUUCUGCUGGUGUUGUCUGUGCUUUUGGAGGAUUGACAGAGGUGAAUGGUCAGGCGAUUGAUGACAAGAUUAUGUGCAUUUCACCAACUGCUAAAGAUAUACCUCCUAUUCUUGCAGAUCAAGAUUGGAUUGGGGUGAGCCUCCAGCUGAAAUCCAGAGAGACAGGAAAGAUGUUUGCAAGCACUGAAUUCAAGUUCUUCAACUGCAGCGUUCAUCAACUGUGUCUGUCCUGUGUGACUAGUGCAUUCCGCUGUCAUUGGUGUAAAUAUCGAAACCUUUGCACUCAUGAUCCGAGCAUUUGUUCUUUCCAGGAGGGACGGGUCAACACCUCAGAGGAUUGUCCACAGCUGGUGCCCUCAGAUGAGAUUCUUAUCCCAGUUGGAGAGGUGAAACCAAUCACACUAAAAGCACGGAACCUGCCACAGCCACAGUCUGGGCAACGGGGAUACGAGUGUGUACUUAAUGUACAAGGAGUAACCCAACGAGUGCCAGCUCUCCGAUUCAACAGCUCUAGUGUUCAGUGCCAGAACAGUUCGUACCACUAUGACACAAUGGAUAUCAGUGACCUGCCCAUUGAGUUUUCAGUCGUGUGGAAUGGUAACUUCAUCAUUGACAACCCAGCAGACAUCAAAGUUCACCUGUACAAGUGUGAUGCACUGAGAGAGAGUUGUGGCCUUUGUCUGAAAGCAGACCAGAAGUUUGAAUGCGGCUGGUGUAGUGGCGAAGGCAGAUGUACCCUGAGGCAGCAUUGUCCUAUCGUUUCUUCUCAGUGGUUGGACCUGUCCAGCAAAAAUGUGAAGUGCACCAAUCCGCGUAUUACAAAAGUAACUCCAGUGUCUGGUCCACAGGAAGGGGGGACACGGGUAACCAUCCAUGGAGUCAACCUGGGCCUGGAUUUCCUGGACAUUGCUAACAGUGUACGUGUGGCAGGAGUGCAAUGUAUCCCAAUAUUAGAUGGGUAUAUAAUUGCUGAACAAAUUGUGUGUGAAAUGGGGGAGGCGAGGCCUCACAAAGAAUCUGGUCCCGUGCAGCUCUGCGUUGGGGAGUGUAAGCCUGAAUUUAUGACAGAGUCGUCACAGCAGUAUACCUUUGUGAAGCCUUCUCUGGAGAACCUGAACCCGAAUCGAGGUCCCGAGUCUGGGGGAACGAUGGUAACAAUUACUGGAAAAUACCUUGGAGCUGGCAGCAAUGUCAAUGUGCUGUUUGGGAAUCAAACCUGUGAGUUUUACAGGAGAUCUGUGUCUGAGGUUGUUUGCGUUUCUGCCCCAUCUCUUCAUGGUACUGGAAUUGUGCGUGUUUCCGUGAGUGUCGAUCGUGCUCAGAUGGAGGACAGCCUGCAGUUUGAAUUUAUUGACGAUCCCACUGUCCUACGGAUUGAACCAGAAUGGAGUAUUGCCAGUGGCAAUACUUCUCUAACUGUGUUUGGAACAAACUUGGAUAUAAUCCAGGAGCCCAGGAUUCGUGUGAAACACAACAGCCGAGAAUCUCUUAAUGUGUGUGAAGUGCUGAAUUCAACGACCAUGACAUGCCGUGCUCCAGCCCUUACGCAUGAGUACAGACCUGGAAUAGACACUGUGGAACGGCCAGAUGAGUUUGGUUUUAUCUUUGACAACGUGCAGGCGCUGCUUAUCUACAAUAAUACAAAUUUCAUCUUCUACCCCAACCCGACCUUUGAACCUCUGAGUACAACAGGCAUGCUGGAACAGAAGCCAGGCUCCCCCAUUAUACUGAAAGGCCGGAACCUGUUGCCUCCUGCUGCUGGUGGUGCAAAGCUGAACUAUACUGUAUUGAUUGGCGACACACCGUGUGCUGUCACUGUUUCCGAGACACAGUUACUCUGUGAGCCUCCAAAUUUAAGUGGACAGCUUAGAGUUCUGGUCCAGGUGGGUGGACUGCAGUUCUCCCCUGGUAUGGUCCAUGUCAUAUCUGACAGCCUGCUUACCCUCCCAGCCAUCAUCAGCAUCGCGGCAGGUGGUGGUCUUCUGCUUGUCAUAGUAAUCAUUGUUCUGAUUGCCUACAAACGGAAAUCAAGGGAGAAUGAUUUGACCCUGAAACGACUGCAGAUGCAGAUGGAUAACCUUGAAUCGCGUGUCGCUUUGGAAUGCAAAGAAGCUUUUGCAGAACUUCAGACAGAUAUUAAUGAGUUAACCAGUGACUUGGAUCGAGCUGGAAUUCCAUAUCUUGACUACAGGACAUAUGCAAUGCGAGUUUUGUUUCCUGGAAUUGAGGAUCAUCCAGUUCUACGGGAGCUAGAGGUUCCAGGAAAUGGGCAACAGAAUGUGGAGAAAGCACUGAAACUCUUUGGACAGCUCAUUAACAACAAGGUUUUCUUGUUGACUUUCAUCCGGACACUGGAAUUACAGCGGAGCUUUUCAAUGAGGGACCGUGGAAAUGUGGCAUCCUUGAUCAUGACUGCACUGCAAGGCAAGCUAGAAUAUGCCACUGAUGUUCUCAAGCGGCUGCUCUCUGAUCUUAUUGAGAAAAACCUUGAGAGCAAGAACCAUCCCAAACUGUUGCUUCGCAGGACUGAAUCUGUGGCUGAGAAAAUGUUGACAAAUUGGUUCGCAUUCCUCCUCCAUAAAUUUCUGAAGGAGUGUGCAGGAGAGCCUCUCUUCAUGUUGUAUUGCGCCAUUAAACAACAGAUGGAGAAGGGACCAAUUGAUGCAAUCACAGGCGAAGCACGCUACUCCUUGAGUGAGGAUAAAUUGAUCCGACAACAAACUGAAUACAAGACUCUAAUUCUGAACUGUGUGAAUCCAGAGAAUGAGAACAGUCCCGAGAUUCCAGUGAAGGUGCUGAAUUGUGAUACAAUCACCCAAGUUAAAGAAAAAAUCCUGGACUCCAGCUAUAAAAACGUACCCUAUUCCCAGCGCCCACGCGCAGUUGAUAUGGACCUGGAGUGGCGUCAGGGACGAAUGGCUCGUGUGGUUCUACAAGAUGAAGACAUCACCACAAAGAUUGAAAAUGACUGGAAGCGUUUGAACACGUUGGUGCACUAUCAGGUGUCUGAUCGUUCCGUUGUUGCUCUGGUUCCUAAACAGACUUCUUCUUACAAUGUUCCAACCACGACCAGUAUGUGUAGAACAUCCAUUAGUCGCUAUGACUCCACUUUACGGUACACUGGAAGUCCUGACAGCCUGCGCUCUCGGGCUCCAAUGAUUACCCCAGAUUUAGAGAGUGGUGUUAAAGUGUGGCAUCUGGUAAAGAACCAUGAUCAUGGAGACCAGAAGGAGGGUGAUCGUGGCAGUAAGAUGGUAUCUGAAAUCUACCUGACAAGGCUGUUAGCAACAAAGGGCACACUGCAGAAGUUUGUAGAUGACCUGUUUGAGACACUGUUCAGCACCGUACACCGUGGCAGUGCCUUACCACUUGCCAUUAAGUACAUGUUUGACUUCCUGGAUGAGCAGGCUGACAGACAUGUCAUCCAUGAUACAGAUGUUAGGCACACUUGGAAGAGUAACUGUUUACCAUUACGAUUUUGGGUCAACGUGAUUAAGAACCCGCAAUUUGUGUUUGACAUUCACAAGAGUAGUAUUACAGAUGCAUGUCUAUCUGUGGUGGCACAGACGUUCAUGGACUCUUGUUCAACAUCUGAGCAUCGACUCGGCAAGGACUCACCAUCUAAUAAAUUGCUAUAUGCCAAGGAUAUCCCCAACUAUAAGAGCUGGGUUGAGAGGUACUACGCUGAUAUUGCUAAGAUGUCUGCAAUUAGUGACCAAGAUAUGAAUGCUUACCUGGCGGAGCAGUCCCGUUUGCACGUCAAUGAGUUUAACAUGCUGAGUGCAUUGAAUGAAAUCUACUCUUAUGUUACCAAAUACAGUGAAGAGAUAACCGCUGCUUUGGAGCAAGAUGAGCAAGCACGGAAGCAACGCCUGGCAUAUAAAGUAGAGCAACUGAUUGUCGCCAUGUCGCUAGAGAGUUGAGACCUAUAUUUUCAGGAACAAGAGGCUGAACAAUGAACUCAUUGGAGAAAGAGAAGCCAUAGAAGGGGGAGAGCAAAGCAUGGAUCAUGUGGUUAAAUGCUACGUCCAAAGUUGCACAAUAUCAAUUGGCUGGCAUGGCCAUUUUUGUUUGAAAGGUGUUGGAUACCUCUUCAUUUGUUUUUCUGUGAGUACAGCUGUGUUCAGAAUACUACCUUUAGUUGACUUGCAACUAGGGCUGCGAUAACCUUGAGUACAAUGGUUUAUGUUUACAAAGGACAACCUUUGGGAGCUCCAGCUAUAUUUGUGGUGAGUUUACUGAUAAUUUGAACAGGACCUGAUGUGAAUGAGCAACGCAGGCAAUUUAUGUGGCCAUGAGCAAGAAAGGACAUGUGAAAUCAGCACUGCGCAACAGAAUUCUACCUAACCCCAUGAAAGGAGUAAAUUUCAACCACAGCAACAACACGCACAGUUGAAAGACCAAAACCUCAUCUGACAAGAUGGGAUUGGUUAGAGGCAGCAAGUUGUUUCAAGUACAACCUAGAAAGGAAAGAGCAGCAAGCUUCACAAAUUAAAAUGUAUCCUCUGGGCUCCAGAAUUUUGCCUUUCUUAAAUCAGUGCCACCCCUGUAUUAUAAUAUAUUAAGGACAUUAAUGAACUUUACAAUGCUGAUAGAAACCAUAAAUGCACAUAUGAGGGACAAACAAUCACCCCAAUGGUCUUUUUUUUAAGCGCGGUUUUCUGCUUUUGUUUUAAAAAUCAAAGUUCCAUCAGUGCUGCUAUUUAGCCCAUCUUGUAACAACAGUCAGUAAGGGUCAAUGUGAGGUUCGUACAGGGCUUUCUCCUUUAUUCUAACUUCCUGAAUGUAAUACUGUGGCUCAGCAGGAGACGCAAAGAAAUUGUACUGGAAAAAUCUAUCAUCUUCGCACGUUGUUCAAUAAUCCUGUAAAUCACAAUCAUAUCAUUUGGUGAUCCCUGCCACAGUGCAUAAUUUCACCUUUACAAGGUAUUACAUGUUUAAUGAGUUUUCUACCAAACUGUGGUGUGAAAUAAAGGAAAGGAAAUUGAAGAAAUUUCUCACCUUAGCUGAAGAUUCACUUUUUUUUGUCCUUUCAUCAAAUCAAAUCACAAAGAAGGAGUUAACAGAGCAAAGGUAUUGGUCAAACGCCAGCUCAAGAGGCAAUAUCCUCCACCUGACAUUGGUCAGUUGUAGAAAUCUGCAUCAGUAAAAUCAAGUGGCGGCACUGAAUAAAGAAGUGAAAAUGAAACAGUUGACAAUCCAUGUGAGCAGCCUGGUAGCCUUCAGUGAUAGCAUCAUAAUACUAAGCUUUGCUGACUCUUAGCCACAGCUUGAUUGUUUCAAGCCUGUUUGAAAGACAGCAAUACUGUUGCUGAGUAUCAGUGUUGUUGUGCUGGCUUCCACAUAUGUACGCUGGUGGAUUUGUGGCACUAAUGUUGACAUUUGGAAGCUGUCGCUCAACAUAAUUAUGCUUGGGGUUUGUAGAGGCUCUGAUUCUCCUCACAUGAUUGGUGUGACAAUGUAAGCCUUCAAAGGGAAUACAAUGAACCUUUUAGCUAUUUUUCUAUUGUCGUCUUUCCUCCCCAUCUUACUUCCUUUAUCUCACUAUUUCUUUGGAAACAUGGACAAACAUGCCUGGGCUUCUCGGUACGCUCAGUAUGAAUACCACUUAUUGGUCAGCCUAGCAGAAGAUUCCAGUUGAGAAGCAAAACAGGAAGUACUGGCUUGUAGCUCAGAUAUGAGAUGCUUUGCUUCCCAUUUAAAUAUGACUGAGUAUAGUGGAAACUUAUCCAGCUAAAUGUUCUAGCGCAGGCCACUUAUUAUUCAGAGGAAAGGCUUAGGCUUUCAACACGUGGUGCGAAGCAAGCAUCAUGAAUGCUUUGCUACCAAAGAUUUUAUUUUAAAUACUUUUAAAUAUGAAUCUGCAAAAUGGGUACAGUCUCUUGACAGCAAGUAUCUACAGUUUGUGUAAAAAUCCUUCCAAACCAGUUUUCUUUUUCCAUUUUGCAUUGAAUAAACCAAAGGUUUUAAAAGUGCAUGUCCUAGUGCCACAAAGUGUGUAAACGUUGUAAAAAUUGAUCAUACCUCGCUGUGGGAUCAAAAACCCAGAACUGCUUUUUAUUGCUGUUGUGCUUGGUUCUCUAGUAAUUCAAUUCUUAUACAAAGAAGUGGAUAGUGUUAUUUGCACAUUUGUGAGAAGAUGUUUAUGGUGUUUUGACAUGGUUCAACCUGAUGUUUCUAAAGCGUGGAUCAGUAACAAAAACAAAAAAAUUUGAGCGUCAGUGUCUUGAGGAUAGAUGGCACUUGGUACCAUAUAGUAUGUAACAAUUCCAUUUGGAAAAUUGUACUCUUCUUUUGUUCUUCUUUGUGCUAUUAGUCGUAACCCAACAUAAUACAGCACUUUGGGGGGAGAGAUGACAGAAGUUAGGCUGAGGAGCCAUGUCAUAAAAUUAAAUGGACACACAAAUGUUAUUCUUUUGUGUCAUUCCGCACUUCAGGAUGUGGUUCAUAUUAUGAGGUUGAGAUCUUCAUUCAAAGAAUAAAGGACACUGCAUCUUCACUGAUUAGUUUGUCUUUCAAUGGCAGAACCGGGGCGGGUUCAUGACCAACCCCCUGUUUUGUAGUGUGUAUGUAAUUUAAGUGUGCGGCUCCUUAAAAUCUUUCAUGCAGCCAUGCACGCAAAGUUGAAGGGGUUGUCUUGUGUACAGCCUGAGCAGGGAAUUCUGGGUUGACUGACAGUCAGAAAGCUUACAGGGGAUAUUGGUUAUGAUCUCUCCCAAAGCCCCAACAGCUAUUUUAAGAUCAGCCAAUUUUGUAUAUCAGGCCGUGGUCAAAACGGCACAUAAUUUGCUCAUUUCACUUUUAAAUUCUCUGUUGUGACCACGUUGCCAUUUUGAGUCUGAUAUGAAAACGAAUCGGCAUUGAGGGCAUCAUUGUGACUCUGCUGUGCUGUGCCAAGACAGCUAAACCUGGAUUUCACCUUCCCCUCCACACACCCAACCUUUCAACCUUAGCUUCAUCCCUGCUACCUUUUAUUCUAUAACAUAAUAAAACAAAAUUUAAAGUGAACCUUGCUGAUAGAGAUUCAACUGAAUACUACUGGCAGGAUCUUAACUCAUUCAAAACCUACUCACUUACACAAUUAAAGUGUUACAGCAACAGAAGUAAGAAAUCAACUUGCCUCUCCUGAAAGUAUUAAUAGGGAAUUAUUUUCCUCUUCUGCUAAAACUAGAAUAUGUUACUAGUUGAAUUCAGUAGCAUAAUAAUGGUCCCAUAGCUGCAGAACUCGUGACUCUUCACCCGAUAUUCUCUCAUUGUCUUUCUUUCAUAAAAUAUUUUUCUCCCUUCACCACUUCACUGUUAAAGGUGCUGCUCAGUGCAGACAUGCAGAUUCUCAGCUGCUGUGGUAGUCUUCUGGUUCCUCGCUGCAGUGGCCAUUCUUCACGUGGAACGAUAGAUUCUGAUUUUGGAUAGCCUGUUGAUUGUGGGGCCAUCCCACUCUUAACCAGCGUCCAACUUUCGAACAAUGAUCACCAGAUAGUGACCCAAGAAUGGAGCCCUAAUCUAUGGAAACUAAUACCAGUCUUAAUAACAUACCAUCAGUUUAACUGAUUCAGGAUAGGCUAGGGACUGAACAGCGGACCUUCCUGGUGUAGUUGUUCAACAGCACACCAGCUGGUGUGUUUACCAAGUGAGGCAUUGACAAAACCUGUGCUGAAAUCUGUAACAAAAUAAAAAGUGCAGCAGAAUCCCAUACCGUGCAGUUGGUUGGUUGGGUAAGAGAAGCAAAUAGAAUCAGAUUUGCAAAUAACAGGACGGCAAUAUCAUUGCAAAUAACAGGACGGCAAUAUCAUUGCAAAUAACAGGACGGCAAUAUCAUUGCAAAUAACAGGACGGCAAUAUCAUUGCAAAUAACAGGACGGCAAUAUCAUUGCAAAUAACAGGACGGCAAUAUCAUUGCAAAUAACAGGACGGCAAUAUCAUUGCAAAUAACAGGACGGCAAUAUCAUUGCAAAUAACAGGACGGCAAUAUCAUUGCAAAUAACAGGACGGCAAUAUCAUUGCAAAUAACAGGACGGCAAUAUCAUUGCAAAUAACAGGACGGCAAUAUCAUUGCAAAUAACAGGACGGCAAUAUCAUUGCAAAUAACAGGACGGCAAUAUCAUUGCAAAUAACAGGACGGCAAUAUCAUUGCAAAUAACAGGACGGCAAUAUCAUUGCAAAUAACAGGACGGCAAUAUCAUUGCAAAUAACAGGACGGCAAUAUCAUUGCAAAUAACAGGACGGCAAUAUCAUUGCAAAUAACAGGACGGCAAUAUCAUUGCAAAUAACAGGACGGCAAUAUCAUUGCAAAUAACAGGACGGCAAUAUCAUUGCAAAUAACAGGACGGCAAUAUCAUUGCAAAUAACAGGACGGCAAUAUCAUUGCAAAUAACAGGACGGCAAUAUCAUUGCAAAUAACAGGACGGCAAUAUCAUUGCAAAUAACAGGACGGCAAUAUCAUUGCAAAUAACAGGACGGCAAUAUCAUUGCAAAUAACAGGACGGCAAUAUCAUUGCAAAUAACAGGACGGCAAUAUCAUUGCAAAUAACAGGACGGCAAUAUCAUUGCAAAUAACAGGACGGCAAUAUCAUUGCAAAUAACAGGACGGCAAUAUCAUUGCAAAUAACAGGACGGCAAUAUCAUUGCAAAUAACAGGACGGCAAUAUCAUUGCAAAUAACAGGACGGCAAUAUCAUUGCAAAUAACAGGACGGCAAUAUCAUUGCAAAUAACAGGACGGCAAUAUCAUUGCAAAUAACAGGACGGCAAUAUCAUUGCAAAUAACAGGACGGCAAUAUCAUUGCAAAUAACAGGACGGCAAUAUCAUUGCAAAUAACAGGACGGCAAUAUCAUUGCAAAUAACAGGACGGCAAUAUCAUUGCAAAUAACAGGACGGCAAUAUCAUUGCAAAUAACAGGACGGCAAUAUCAUUGCAAAUAACAGGACGGCAAUAUCAUUGCAAAUAACAGGACGGCAAUAUCAUUGCAAAUAACAGGACGGCAAUAUCAUUGCAAAUAACAGGACGGCAAUAUCAUUGCAAAUAACAGGACGGCAAUAUCAUUGC